CACGUGCACAACUAUUGGCGGUUUAAUAACAAUUUUAAUCGCUAAUUACUUUAAAACGAAGCCGCGAUCAUGAUUUUUUAAAUUAAAAAUCAUUGCCUUACAUUGUCGCGAAGAAUGUAUCCAUAAUUUUUGUUUACCUGUUGUCCAACAGCCUAUACGUAUAUAUGUAUCGAAAAGUCUUGCGUGCAACCGAAGUACGUAUGCAACGAAAAUAUUCGUUGCACAUUUCGUCUUAUUUUUGGGAAGAUAAAAGUAAACAAUAAAAGUAAAGCAUAUAAACGGAAAGAUGUCACGAUUAUUGACGAACACCAGUCGAAGAUUGAUGUUAAUGAAAAGUACAAGUUAUCAGAAAAUAACAAAGUCCAGGUUCAGUCGACUUGCCUGUAAUAUAACAAACAGUUCUUUGAGGAAUCGUAGUGUCUUCGAUGCUAUCACAUACUCUAAAUUUGUCGGAAUUAUUUCCGUUCGAUAUCAAAGCACGACUGGGACGAUGCUGGCCGAAAAUAUAACAAAUAUACCUGGAGCAUCGACUGAACCACAAAUUGAGGAAGUAGUAGAAAAUCAAAUCACAGAAACAAUCUCAGAACAAGCUGCAGAACAAGUUACAAAACAAGUUGCAGAAAAUGUAGCAGCAACAGUUACACAAAAUGCUUUAUUAAGCGAAAUACCAGAUUUACCAAAAAUACCAGAAUCUAUAACUGCAUUAACAGUAAAUGGCGAACCCACUUUGGAAAGUAUCGGACUGGGUGGAUAUUUCCCAAUUGGAUGGGUACAACAUGCUUUAGACGCAUUGCAUACUUAUUGUGGCUUGCCAUGGUGGGCAGCAAUUGGCGUAGGAACACUCUGUGUUAGAUUUGCUUUGUUUCCACUAGUGAUUAAAGUACAAAGAAAUUCUUCAAAGAUGAACGAAUAUAUGCCACAAAUGCAAAAGCUACAAUCAAAAAUGAUGAAAGCAAGACAGAAUGGAGAUGAAUACGAAACUGCUGUAUGUGCUCACGAGUUAUCUAAGUUUAUGAAGGACAAGGAUAUUAAUCCACUGAAAAAUAUGGGUUUAGUUGCGUUACAGUUUCCUGUAUUUCUUUCAUUCAUUAUUGGUUUGAGACGAAUGGCAGAAGCACCAGUUGAAAGCAUGAAAGAAGGAGGAUUAUGGUGGUUUACAGAUUUAACUGUCUAUGAUCCAUGGUAUACUCUUCCUCUAGUUACUUGUUUAACAAUGUAUGUAUCGAUGAAAUACAGUAUUACGGUGAAUAGUGGGGCGAAUAUGGGUUUACUACCAUAUUUUAUGCGAGCGAUACCGAUUAUUACAUUUCCGAUAAUAUUACAUUUCCCAGCGGCUAUGCUGUGUUAUUGGUAUUCAACAAAUGUUAUCACUUUCUUGCAAAUUUGUUUCUUAAGAAUAUCAGCAGUGAGAGCAUGGUUUGGUAUGCCACCCAUUAUAGUACAUAAACUUGAGGAUCUCCCAAUGCAACCGAAAGGCUUCAAAAAAGGACUGGAUGAGACUUGGACUAAUUGGAAAAUAAUAAAAAAAGUAGAAGAUAGAGAACGUGCAGAUGCAGUUCAGUUUAAUAAAGCAGGAAAAGGUCCUUUAAAGAAAACAUUUAAAUAUGAUCCAACGAAAAACCCACCCACAGCAGCACAAAUUUUAACAAAGAAAAGAUAAUACCAGAUAUAUAAAUCUUGUAAAUACUUAGCAUUAUUUAAUUCCUUAUGAGCUAUUUAUUAUAAUUGUUCCCUGCUCUUAGAAUAAAUGAUAGUAACUUCAA
Molecule: messenger RNA, 1763 nt
Organism: Megalopta genalis
Lineage: Eukaryota; Metazoa; Arthropoda; Insecta; Hymenoptera; Halictidae
Gene: OXA1L
Product: OXA1L mitochondrial inner membrane protein
Biological process (GO): protein insertion into mitochondrial inner membrane from matrix
Cellular component (GO): mitochondrial inner membrane
Molecular function (GO): membrane insertase activity
Source: RefSeq, a predicted model, not a curated record